AUGACGACUCCAAACAUUAUCCUACCCGAGAAGGGCAAGAACAAUAUCUUAAUCACCAGUGCCUUACCAUAUGUGAACAAUGUUCCUCAUCUUGGAAAUAUCGUUGGUAGUGUGCUGAGCGCCGACGUAUUCUCCCGUUAUAGCAAGCUGAGAGAUCGCCCAACCCUCUAUAUCUGUGGUACCGAUGAGUAUGGUACUGCUACGGAAGUCAAGGCUUUAGAAACUAAGCAGACUCCCAAGGAGCUCUGUGAUGAAUUCCACAAAAAACAUAAGGAUGUUUACGACUGGUUUGAGAUUGGGUUUGACUACUUCGGAAGGACGACUACGGAACAGCAAACGAUCAUCGCACAAGAUAUCUUCAUGAAAUUACAUAAGAACGGGUACUUGGAGGAGCGCACAACUACACAGCCCUACUGCGAAAAGCAUCAAUCUUUCCUUGCGGAUCGUUUUGUUGAAGGUACUUGCCCUAAGUGUCAAUACGAUGAUGCACGAGGUGAUCAAUGUGAUAAAUGCGGUAGUCUCCUUGACGCUCUGGAGCUUAUCAAUCCUGUUUGCAAGGUCGAUGGUGCUACUCCAAUUCCACGCGAGACGAAGCAUAUCUUUUUACUUCUCGACAAAGCCCAACCUGCGAUUGAGGAGUGGUUUAACAAAUCAAGUGAGGAAGGAGGAUGGCCCAAGAAUGGUAUCAGUAUCACGAAUUCAUGGCUCAAGCAAGGAUUGCAAGGACGAAGUAUUACUCGAGACUUGAAAUGGGGAACACCAAUUCCUUUGCCAGGUUAUGAGAACAAGGUUCUUUACGUUUGGUUUGAUGCUUGUAUUGGAUAUCCAUCGAUUACUGCAAAUUACACAAAGGAUUGGGAGCUUUGGUGGCGCGAUCCAGAGAACGUUAAGCUUUACCAAUUCAUGGGCAAGGAUAAUGUUCCAUUCCACACGGUUAUUUUCCCCGGAUCUCAGUUGGGAACUGGAGAUAAAUGGACAAAACUCAACCAUCUCUCCACAACUGAAUAUUUGAACUACGAGAAUGGCAAGUUCUCCAAAUCCAGAGGUGUAGGUGUUUUUGGUGACACUGCAAAGGAUACUGGCGUUCCACCAUCCGUAUGGAGAUAUUACCUAUUGUCGAAUCGACCUGAGACUGCAGAUUCGCAAUUUGAGUGGGCAAACUUCAUUCAAUUGAAUAAUUCUGUCUUGCUAAACAACUUGGGUAACUUCGUCAACAGAGUUGUCAAAUUUGUCAAUGCAAAGAUGGAUGGAGUUAUUCCAGAAUUCUCUCCAGAAUACAAGGAUGAGAAGUUCGAUGCCCCUGCUUUCAUCGAGGAGAUCAAUGCUCAGUUAAAAGACUAUAACAACGACAUGGAAGCUGUAAAGAUUCGCGUCGGUUUAGAUCAGGUCAUGAAGAUCUCUACCAGCGGAAACAACCUUCUUCAAUAUCGUCUAGAUAAUGCCAACCUUGCCGAACACCCAGAGAGAACUCACACCGUCAUCGGACUCGCUCUCAAUCUCGCUUACCUCAUCGCAUCCAUCACAUCACCUUUCAUGCCCUCAACAUCCGAGUCCAUCGUUUCUCAACUCUCCGCCCCACUCAUCUCCAUCCCCGAUAAAUGGAACCCAGCUGUUCUCAAGAGCGGUCACAAAAUCGGCAAACCAGCAUACCUCUUCACACGUAUUGAUGAGAAGAAGGCCGAUGAAUGGAGAAAGCAAUAUGGAGGAACACAAGCUUCUAGAUUAGCAGAGGAAGAAGCCCAAGCAAAGAAGAAGGCGGAUAAGGCGAGAGAUAAGGAGAGAAAGAAGGCAAAGAAGGAAGCGGAGAGAGCAGCUAAAGCUGCUGGUGUUGAGACUGAAAUUCCUUUGAGAGGAAAGGUUGCGGAAGAGCAAGCUCCUCCUCCUGCAGCUGCACCAUAA
Molecule: messenger RNA, 1899 nt
Organism: Botrytis sinoallii
Lineage: Eukaryota; Fungi; Ascomycota; Leotiomycetes; Helotiales; Sclerotiniaceae
Exons: 1
Coding region: 1-1899 (632 amino acids)
Biological process (GO): methionyl-tRNA aminoacylation
Cellular component (GO): aminoacyl-tRNA synthetase multienzyme complex; cytosol
Molecular function (GO): methionine-tRNA ligase activity; ATP binding
Source: RefSeq, a predicted model, not a curated record